Molecule: messenger RNA, 1725 nt
Organism: Panonychus citri (citrus red mite)
Lineage: Eukaryota; Metazoa; Arthropoda; Arachnida; Trombidiformes; Tetranychidae
Exons: 6
Coding region: 304-1446 (380 amino acids)
Molecular function (GO): protein binding
Source: RefSeq, a predicted model, not a curated record
GCUUGUUUACAUUUAUUGUUUUCUUAAUUAUUAUUUUGACAGUUGAUUUAUUAAUUAUUUAUUCUCAUUUUAAAUUUAUUUAUCUAUUUAUUAUGUUACUGCAAUUCUGGUGAAUUGAUUCAUCUCUAUUAAGUUAAAUAUGAAUAUUCAAUUGUGAUCUUUUUCUUUCUCUUUCUCUUUCUAUCUCUUCUGGUUCUUCUCAUUCAACUUGUAACCUUUUCUCAAAACAAUGGACUCAUUUUCCUCUGUCAGUGGUAAUCUAUUUGUCUAAUUUGUGUUCAAUUACUGGUUAAUUUGGUAAUCAUGACUUUCGAUAAACUACCAAAUGAAAUACUUGACAUUAUUGUAUCUAAAAUCUCUCUGGUUUCCGAUGUCCUCAGUUUAAGCACCGUUUGCAGGCGAUUGUAUCACUUGGCUUGUUCGAGACUUUCACAAGUUAACUAUUUGAUUUAUGUCUCUCCAGAGGAACAUGGUGAGACAAUAAUCAAGAAAGAUGCAUUAUUUUACCAGACAAGAGAUCGUAAUAGUUUAAUGUCUUAUGUGAAAAAUUUACCACGAUUAAAGGUAUUGGAAAUUCAUGAUGCCUGUGGACCCGCUGCCUACAUUUUAAGGGACAUUUUCGCUUGUCGACCUGAUGUGAUCGGUGUUUGGUUUAAUUAUCCAUUUCCCUCGAAGCUUAAUCGUCAUGCAGUUUCAACUGCAGUUAUUGAGAGCAUGAGGUCGGACAGUGGUGAAGAAAAUGAUUAUCGUCAAUUGAUAAUCGAAACUGUUUGUAAGGAGCUUUGGGUUGUUUUACCUCAAAUGGAAAACAUCAAACGAUUACACAUUGAGUACUAUAGAGCUGAUACUCUUGUUGGAUACAAUGGGCUACCUUUUUCUAACAUUGAGAUGCUGGAAAUCGCCGUACUUGGUAUUACGAAUUAUUAUAAUCAACAUUACAUGCUACUCAUUGACAAUUGUCCAUCUUUGAAAAGUUUGUUCCUUUCUUUUAUCCACUGUAAGGAGUUUCAAGUUGUGGACCAUUCGAAAAAUUUUAACCUGGAAGAUAUUGUCCUCGAAUAUGAAGAUGAAUCAAUUCAGUCAUGGAGCUCUCUUGGAUCUUUUUUGCAUAAAUAUCCGAACAUAAAAUCAAUCGCUAUUCGAGGAAACUGUGCAUUUAAUGAUUGCCAUAUUCGUCAGCUUAUUUAUUAUUGGAAAAGAUUGGAGAUAGUUGAUGUUCGUGGUUGCGAUAUUAACAAAAAUUCUGAAGAGUUUGUUGAAAAAUUUAAUUCAAUGCAUCGUGGGGAACACCAAUCAAAUUUAUCUAUGGACCAAUCUCAAAAUCUUACCAUGAUCGAAUUAAUUAUCGAGCCAAUUGUAAAGGAAUCGAUUUUAUGGCCAAUAUAUUCCACAAAUCAUUCGCCAAUAUCCCACUAUUUCUUGAACCGAUUCCUAAGAAUCAGGUAACCGAAAAACCGAAUGAGACACAAUCGAAUGAGAAAGAAACAAGUAAUCUCAAAUAAGUUCAUUUUCAAACUGAGUAUUUACACACUCAUAAACUUCGAGGCAAAGUUACAAACAACCUUGUGAUCGAUCAAUUAAUUUAUUACAUGACGAUGGAGAAAAAAUGAUCUAAGUUCAAUAUACACUGAUAAUCUUAACAAUAAGCAUUGUUAUUAAGAAUGACAGUUGACAAUUCAAUUUGUGAUAUGAAAAAGUUUUAUAAUAAAAAUUAUCUAUCGGUAA